AUGACCAUCGAUGAAACCAGCUCCAGGUCUCCCAUUCAAACACAGUUUGAUCGCUCAAUGGCGCAACCAGGCGAUACUGUCGGAUCCGACCAAUUAAUGAGAAGCAGUGCACCAGAAUGUCAACCCUUUACAACGUCGCUUCCAGGUGCCGCAUAUGCACCCACAAUGUCAAGCGGGAGGGCUGCAGAUGGAAGACCAUCGACCUCUCUCAAUCAGAAGGCCAUGCGGAGAGACAUGCAGAAUCAAGCGCCUCCACAACCCACCAUGCCGUUUGCAAUGCAAGGCGGCGGCAGCGACGACACAAGGUUCAUUCCUCCUCCAUAUGACCCCACUAAUGAGUUCCUUGAAGCACAGCAUUUUGACCUCUCUACCAAUCUCGGCGACGUAUGGAGCACCAUGAAUCAAUUUCCGGAACCGAUCGUGUCAGAUCAGUAUGGUGAUGGACUCAAUAUACUGGAUAUGUCCAAUUUAACUGGCUUCCAUCAUGGUGGAGCCUUUUUCAACUUCGACUAUUUACCUUGA
Molecule: messenger RNA, 522 nt
Organism: Fonsecaea multimorphosa CBS 102226
Lineage: Eukaryota; Fungi; Ascomycota; Eurotiomycetes; Chaetothyriales; Herpotrichiellaceae
Exons: 1
Coding region: 1-522 (173 amino acids)
Source: RefSeq, a predicted model, not a curated record